GUGGUGGAUAACUACCAUCACUCAAAAGCUUUAGUAAAUUUUCAUUACUCGCCACUCUUAUCAAGUUUCAGAGACUGCUCCAAUGGCUAGCGCAAGCUUCCACCCCACUAAAAUCAGAACCCCAACGGUUCAAUCUCACAAACCCAUCUCUAACUUCACUUCCCUUUCAAAGCCCACCAAAAUCCCAUUUAAGUUUUCUCAAUUCUCCAUCAAAUCGCCACUAAACCAACCCAGAUCUCGCCAUUUUCGACCCAAUUCAGUCUCCGAAAGCUCGAUUUCCUUGCCGGUGGAAGCCGAACCUCUCGGUGAAGAAGAAGAUGACCCAACUGCAGAAUUGAGCUAUCUUGACCCGGAAAUCGAUCCGGAGGGCAUUUCGGAGUGGGAAUUAGACUUCUGCUCAAGACCCAUUCUUGAUAUUAGAGGGAAGAAGAUUUGGGAGCUUUUGGUUUGUGACAAUUCGUUGUCACUUCAAUACACCAAGUACUUCCCUAACAAUGUCAUCAAUAGUAUCACUUUGAAGGACGCAAUUAUUUCGAUUAGUGAAGAAUUGGGUGUGCCUCUUCCGGAUAAAAUUCGGUUCUUCAGGUCACAAAUGCAGACAAUUAUCGGCAAAGCAUGCAAAGAGGUUGGAAUAAAAGCUGUUCCGAGUAAACGGUGUGUCUCGCUACUUUUAUGGCUGGAAGAACGCUAUGAGACUGUAUAUACGCGUCAUCCUGGAUUUCAAAAAGGUUCUAAGCCGCUUCUGACACUGGAUAACCCAUUCCCAAUGGAACUUCCAGAGAAUUUGUUUGGAGAAAAAUGGGCUUUUGUUCAGUUACCGUUUUCAGCUAUUCAGGAGGAGGUCUCAUCCUUAGAGACAAGAAUGGUCUUUGGUGCAGGCCUUGAUUUGGAUCUUUUGGGGAUUGAAAUAGAUGAAAGAACAUUGAUUCCUGGACUGGCUGUCUCAACUUCACGUGCUAAACCAUUAGCAGCAUGGAUGAAUGGAUUAGAAGUCUGUUCAAUCGAAGCUGAUGUAGCUCGGGCUUCUUUGAUUUUAUCUGUUGGAAUUUCUACUCGAUACAUUUACGCCACUUACAAGAAAACACCUGUAACUACAAAUGAAGCUGAAGCGUGGGAAGAAGCAAAGAAGGCCUGUGGAGGCUUGCACUUCCUUGCCAUCCAAGAGGACUUGAAUUCAGAUGACUGCGUCGGAUUUUGGCUCCUAAUAGACUUGCCACCACCUCCUGUGUAAUUUAAGAACAAUAUAAUACUUGUUAUCUUUGAACUUCAUUUCUAAAUUGUAAUGUUUUUUAGCCUACUGUUUGCAGGAAUGAUUGUUAAUCCACCACCUUAGAAUGUGUCCAGAGACAGAAUGACUGUUCUUCA
Messenger RNA from Cornus florida, 1365 nucleotides. RefSeq names its product protein TAB2 homolog, chloroplastic. The record is from RefSeq and is a predicted model, not a curated record. The transcript is spliced from 5 exons. Gene Ontology annotation, molecular function: RNA binding. The coding region runs from base 83 to 1231 and encodes 382 amino acids. Lineage: Eukaryota; Viridiplantae; Streptophyta; Magnoliopsida; Cornales; Cornaceae.